Molecule: messenger RNA, 1577 nt
Organism: Limulus polyphemus (Atlantic horseshoe crab)
Lineage: Eukaryota; Metazoa; Arthropoda; Merostomata; Xiphosura; Limulidae
Product: meckelin-like
Exons: 4
Coding region: 38-463 (141 amino acids)
Biological process (GO): cilium assembly
Cellular component (GO): ciliary transition zone; MKS complex
Source: RefSeq, a predicted model, not a curated record
UGAACCUGUAAUUGGUGUUAUUUAAAAUUAACUGUGUAUGUUUUUAGUAGGAGGUCGUUUAUCAAAGGUGGAUGUCGAUAAAGUUUCGGGGAUAUACCAAAAUACAAACAAGUUUCUUGCUGGUUUUAUUGACCAUUCUUACAAAGACCUUGACUAUGUUGUGAAGGAUCGGAUGUUUUUAGAAAACUUGUUUGACAUAGAGUUUUAUGAACCUACUGAAAGAGGGUAUUUUUAUAAUGAUAAUGGACAUUCUUUUGAUGCUACUUUGUUUAUUGGGAAUGAAGGAACUAUUCUGAUGUUUGACGUGUUGUUAUUUUGUUUGAUUGACAACGCCACUCAAGACUUUAUUCUUUCUGCCAUUGUAACGUUUUUUAUUAACAAGGUCAUCAUCUAUGUGAGACGCAACAGUGGAAGACGAAAUGUUGUGAGGAAAGCUCUUAUCGAUGAACGUUUUCUCACCUGAAUAACUUUCUGAAUUUUCUCUCCUCUAUUUUCCAGUGAUCUCUGCACUUUAAUACUUGAUCUGUAUCUCUCUUAAAGAUGAAAAUAUAAAAAUAAUUUAUUAAUUAGAUUUCAUAUUUGUGCUCUGGUGUACUCACGCUCUAUGAAAAAAAAUGUAGAACUUUGAAAACAACUUCGUAUCGGGAUAUGUGACGUCGGACUUUGACAAAAAUCACAGCUAUGAUGUACGUCAUUAUUGAAAGUUAACGUCACUGUUUUAGAACACUUAGAUCUUCCCACGCUUAUUGUUGCUUUAACUUUGAUCACUAGUAAUGAAUUAGAGUAGACGGACGGUACAAACGUACUUGUAAUCGAUCCUUCUAACAGUUUCUUCUCUUAUUGACAUUUGUUCUCUUGGUGGUUUUAUCCAGAUUCCUCGUCUACAUCUAAACAUGAACUUAAAAAUAAAAAUUGAUCUAUGACAAAAAUAUGGGUUUUUUUGAAAGUAGGUUUUUUUAAAGAUCCGUAGACUCGUAAUGAGUGCACAAAAUUUGAUGUUAGUGUCAGAUGUCAGCAGUGGAUUGUAAACAGAAGUUUUAAGCCUAUUGAUUGUUUUAUUUUGUGUUGUAUUUCAGUACCUGAUAAUAAUAAGAUUGUUUAAUUUUUGUACUAAAAGUAAUAACAGUAUCAUGAAACAGUUACGAAAGCAGCACUCAUUUAAGUUUCAGUAGACGUUAUUUUGUUUCAUUCUCGCCAUUUGUUUUACGGUGAAUAAAUAUUUGUUCUUGUUCAUGUCUUCGUAAAGAUAUAAAUUACCACAAACUUUCCUCGUGUCAAAAGUAAGAUAAACAACCCAUAAUAGUAAUUAUAAACUUAUCGACCAUUUCAACGAGUUUCUAAAAACAUACCUGGUAAUGAUGAAAGUCCCCCCCCCCCCUUCUCAGUGUGUCGUUGGUAAGUUUAUGGAAUUUAGCGCAGAAAUUCGAGGCCUGGCUUUUCCUGUCAUGGGCAGAGCAUGUAUUGUCCAUUGUCAAGCUUUACAUUAAAAUCAAAGAAACUAAUGAAGAUGAAUAUCUGUAUUCAUUAAAAAGUUCCUUGAACUUGAAAAUAAAAAUGUAACUUUUGGUUUUUUCUCA